AUGACCCCGAGGCGAUCGGCGCCGGCGCUCGGGCGCGGACCGGCGGAGGCGCGGCGGGGGAUCCAGCCUCGGCAGCGAGUUGGAUCGGGAUCGGGGAGCCAUGCCGGGGCCACAGAAGAGGACCUUGUGCACGACCGCGUGGUUGGCGUCCUCGGAGGAGGGCAGUUGGGAAGGAUGCUUGCUUUGGAAGCGGCCCGCAUGGGAAUCCAAAUUAGGUUUCUGGAUCCCACCGAAAAUGCACCAGCAGCAGUGGCAGCGGAGCAGCUCGUUGGCAGCUUCCAAGAUAGGGACAAGAUCUUGGAAUUCGCCCAGGGCUGUGACGUUGUGACUGUGGAGAUCGAGCAUGUGAACACGGCAGCACUCGAGGAGGUGCAGUCAGAGCUGGGAGUCAGUGUGCAUCCAAGCCCAGAAACGCUGAGAAUCAUCCAGGACAAGUUUGCUCAGAAGCAGCACCUCAUGCAGCAUGGCAUCCCUGUAGUGCAGUGUAUGGAGAUUAACGACCUGAGUGACCUGCACAACGCCUGUGCCAAAGGCUACCCUGUGAUGCUGAAAGCCAGGAGGCUGGCCUACGAUGGCCGCGGCAACUACAUCAUCGGCGGCGCCAGCCAGCUGGACGAGGCCGUCGGGGCUCUGGGCGGAUUCGAGGCCGGGCUGUACGCCGAGCAGUGGGUGCCCUUCGCCAAGGAGCUGGCGGUGAUGGUCGCCCGCACGCGUGACGGCCGCGUGCUGCCCUUCCCCGUGGUGGAGACCAUCCACCGGGAGAGCAUCUGCUUCGUGACGGAGGCGCCCGCCGACGUGCCGCGGGAGGUUGCGGACGAGGCGCGGGACGUGGCGGAGAGGGCGGUGGGGUGUCUUGACGGCGCCGGCGUCUUUGGGGUCGAGCUGUUUUGGGUGGCAUCCGGCGGGGUCAUCGUCAACGAGAUCGCGCCGCGGCCGCACAACUCCGGCCACUACACGAUGGACGGCUGCCGCACCAGCCAGUUCGAGCAGCACCUGCGGGCGGUGCUGGGUUGGCAGCUGGGGGACCCGGGCAUGGGCGCCGGCUGCGCGGUGAUGUACAACCUGCUGGGCGAGGCGGAGGGGGAGGAGGGGCUGGCGCGGGCGCGGCGGGCGCUGGCCACGGCGCGCGGUCUGCCGGGGGCGGUGGCGCACUGGUACGGCAAGGAGGGCAUCACCAAGAGGCGGAAGAUAGGCCACAUCAACAUCGUGGGUGAGAGCCGUGAAGCUGUUCGUGAGCAACUCGCUACCCUGGACCAACUGGCAGCAAAUGCGCUGCAGGCCACUGGUAUCCAGCCACAGAUGGCGAACGGACACCCCAACCAGCCUGUGGUGGGCAUCAUAAUGGGUUCCGACUCCGACCUGCCAACGAUGUCUCCUGCGGCAGACGUCCUUCAGGGGCAGUUUGGCAUCCCUUGUGAGGUGAAGAUCGUGUCAGCACACAGGACGCCCGAGAGGAUGAUGGAGUACGCGAAGAGCGCCCACAUACGGGGCAUCAAGGUCAUAAUCGCUGGGGCAGGUGGUGCCGCACACCUGCCAGGCAUGGUUGCUGCCAUGACCCCCCUGCCAGUGAUCGGCGUCCCAGUAACGCCAGAAGGAAGCCACCUGGAUGGACUCGACGCCCUCAUGUCGAUCGUGCAAAUGCCCAAGGGCGUGCCCGUAGCAACAGUGGCCAUAGGCAAUGCCACGAACGCAGGCCUGUUGGCGAUCCGAAUCUUGGCAGCUCACGACCAAGGGCUGAUCAACUCCAUGAUGGAGUACCAGGAGGGCAUGAAGCAGAUAGUCACAGAAAAGGCAAUCAGGUUAGAGGAAGUGGGCUGGAAGAACUAUGAGAGGCAGUAG
Ostreobium quekettii is the source of this 1839-nucleotide messenger RNA. Lineage: Eukaryota; Viridiplantae; Chlorophyta; Ulvophyceae; Bryopsidales; Ostreobiaceae. The record is from the annotation of a GenBank genome assembly.